Messenger RNA from Emiliania huxleyi CCMP1516, 3535 nucleotides. RefSeq lists its product as hypothetical. Bases 53 to 3232 code for a protein of 1059 amino acids. The transcript has 7 exons. NCBI's taxonomy places the organism in Eukaryota, Haptophyta, Isochrysidales, Noelaerhabdaceae. Gene Ontology annotation, cellular component: membrane. Gene Ontology annotation, molecular function: ATP hydrolysis activity; P-type calcium transporter activity; ATP binding. The record is from RefSeq and is a predicted model, not a curated record. Gene Ontology annotation, biological process: intracellular calcium ion homeostasis; calcium ion transmembrane transport.
ACAGCAGAGCUCUGCUUGUCUAGCGAGGGUGGAGAGCCCUGCGCCUAUCCAUAUGGGGGUGGCAAUCGCCCUGGUGCUCUGCGCCGGGGCGUCUGGGAAGCCGCUGCUCCUCUCGCGGCGCACCCCUCGAGCCCAGGACGCGCUUCGCAUUCGCGGCGGCGCCGCCGGCGGCAACCUUGUGCCUCUCCCGCCGGCCGACAACCUGCCGAGCGGCCCGCUGCCUGAGCAUGCCCUGACGGUGGAUGCGGUGCUGGCAAAGCUGGGCGUGACGACGGAGACGGGCCUCACACUGUCGCAGGUCGCUGAGGCUCGCAAGGCUCACGGCCGGAACGAGCUCGAGGCGGAGAAGCCGACGCCGCUGUGGCAGCUACUGGCGGCGCAGUUCGACGACCGGCUCGUCCAGAUCCUGCUGGGGGUGGCGGUGCUAUCGUAUGUGCUCGCGCGGCUGGAGGAGGAGCCGAACGGCUGGGUCGAGCCCGCCGUCAUCGUGCUCAUCCUCGCGAUCAACGCCGUGGUCGGCGUCUGGCAGGAGGCGUCGGCGGCGUCGGCGCUCGAUGCGCUCAAGCAGCUGCAGCCAGAGGCGUGCAAGUGCCUGCGCGGAGGCGAGUGGGUGCACGAGCUGCCUGCGGCGGAGCUGGUCCCCGGCGACAUCAUCGAGGUCCGCGUCGGCGACCGCGUCCCCGCCGACGCGCGCCUCGUCUCCCUCGGCACCACGACGCUCUCGACGGACGAAGGCUCGCUCACCGGCGAGUCCGCCUCAGUGCCAAAGCUGCUCGACGCCGUCGCGGCCGACGCGCGCAUCCAAGACAAGUCCUGCAUGCUCUUUUCCGGCACGGUGGUCGCAAACGGCCGCGGGCGCGCCGUCGUCACCGCGCUCGCAGUCGUCACCGCCACGGGCUCGGCGACGCAGAUCGGCCUCAUCCAGCGCGGCGUGCAGCAGGCCAAGCAAGACGAGCGGAGGACGCCGCUCGCGAUGAAGCUCGACUCCUUCUCCGAGAAGCUCACCCUCGCCAUCGGAGGGAUCUGCGUCGCCGUCUGGCUCAUCAACCUGCCAAAGAUCUACUCGCCCGUUGCGGUCGCGCUCGGCGUGGCGGCCAUCCCCGAGGGGCUCCCCGCGGUGAUCACGCUCUGCCUCUCGCUCGGCACCCGCCGCAUGGCCGACCGCAACGUCAUCGUCCGCAAGCUGCCCUCCGUCGAGACGCUCGGCUGCACCACCGUCAUUUGCACCGACAAGACGGGCACCCUCACCACCAACCAGAUGACCGUCGUCGCGCUCGUCAUGGCGCAGCAAAAGGCGGCGCAGGCCGACGACGCGCUGCGCGAGUACCCCGUCGACGGCGUCUCCUACGCGCCGCAGGGCCGCGUUGUCGGCCUCGAGGAGGCGACGCGACGCGGCAAGGGCGCGGCGCAGCUCGUGCAGACGUGCGUCCUGUGCAACGACGCGGAGAUCACCUACUCGGACGGGCAGUACGGCCGGGUGCUCGCCGAGAAGGUUGGCGUGCACGGCACCGCCGGCCCGGCCGACGCCGCCGCCGCCGCGACGCACUACAGCUCGGUGCUCAACGCGGGGCACGAGCGGCAGGCGACGCUCGAGUUUUCGCGCUCGCGCAAGUCGAUGUCGGUGCUCAGCCGGCAGGUCGGCGCGCGGCUCAACUCGCUCUUCGUCAAGGGGGCGCCCGAGUCGGUGCUGCCCCGCUGCUCGGCGGUCCGGCUCUCGGACGGCUCGACGGUGCCGAUGAGCGAGGCGUGGCGCCGGAAGCUGCGCGCGCAGUUCGAGGAGAUGGCGCGCCGGCCGCUGCGCUGCCUCGCCCUCGCCGUCAAGGAGGGCAAGGCGCUCGGCCCCCUCGCGACGUACGACAAGGACGCGCCGCGGCCGGCGCAGACGCGGCUGCUCUCCGACACGUCCCGCUUCGCCUCGAUCGAGAGCGGGCUCACCUUUGUCGGCCUCGUCGGCAUCAAGGACCCCGCCCGGCCCGAGGUGACGACGGCCAUCGGCCGGUGCAAGCAGGCGGGCAUCCGCGUGGUGAUGAUCACCGGAGACUCGGCGCAGACCGCCGCGGCCAUCGCGCGCGACGUCGGCAUCUUCGAGGCGGACGCGCCGCCCGAGGCGACGGCGGCGCGCACCUUCGCCGGCUCCGAGUUCUUCGAGCUGCCGACCGAGGAGCAGGACCGGCUGCUGCUCGACUCGAACCUCGUCUUCUGCCGCGCCGAGCCGGCCGACAAGCAGCGCCUCCUCGCGCAGCUCGAGCGGCUCGGCGAGGUCGCCGCGAUGACCGGCGACGGCGUCAACGACGCGCCGGCGCUGCAGCAGGCGUCCAUCGGCGUGGCGAUGGGCAUCGCGGGCACCGAGGUGGCCAAGGACGCGGCCGACAUGGUGCUCGCCGACGACAACUUCGCGACCAUCGUCGCGGCGGUGGAGGAGGGGCGCGCCAUCUACGCGAACAUGAAGGCCUUCAUCAACUUCCUCAUCACCUGCAACAUCGGCGAGGUCGCCGCCGUCUUCCUCUCGACUCUGCUCGGGCUGCCCGAGGUGCUCGGCCCGCUGCACCUGCUCUGGGUGAACCUCGUCACCGAUGGGCCGCCCGCCACCGCCCUCGGCUUCAACCCGCCCGACCCGGGCAACAUGCGCCGCCCGCCGCGCGGCCGCACCGACCCGCUCGUCAGCCGCUUCACCCUCUUCCGAUACAUCCUGACCGGCACCUACGUCGGCGUCGCGACAGUCGGCGCGUUUGUGCACGUCUACCGCUCGCGCGGCAUCCCGCUCUCGAUGCUCGCCAACUGGGGCGCUUGCUCCGAGUGGCAGGCGACGCCGCCGCCCCCUCCCCCGCCCGCCCUAGCCCUCUCUGCUCCGCCGUCCGGCGUGGGCGACGUGCCUGGCUUUGCGAGUGCGUGCGACGCGUUUGGCACCGGGCCCGGCCAGGGCAAGGCCGUCGCCUCGACGGUGGCUCUCACGACGCUAGUCUGCAUGGAGAUGCUGCGGGCCCUCUGCGCCGUGUCGGAGCGCGAGUCGCUGCUUCGCAAGCCGCCGUGGGCCAACCGGUACCUCCUGCUUGGCGUCACCGUGCCCAUCCUGCUGCACAUGUCGGUGCUCUACUACCCGCCCCUCGCCGCAAUCUUCAAGCUCGCCCCGCUCGCCCGAGACAAUUGGUGGACCGUGGCCAUGUUUUCGCUGCCGCUGGUCCUCCUCGAGGAGCUGCUCAAGUUUGCUGCGCGCACCCUCGCGGGGGAGUAGGCGGGACCUGGACCAGUUAGGCGGGGAGGCGCGGUGUGCGCUUGCCCACAGCCACGACGACACCCGAGCCCGCAGACACGCAGAGCGGGGCAGAAUGAAGCGAGGCGGUUUUGCAGAGAGAGAGACAGAGAGAGACAGAGAGAGAGAGAGAGAGAGAGGCGGGGGGUACUGUCUGUCGGCGCCCAGGGAAUCGAGUGAGAUACACACAUGUUGUCAUCGUUGAGAGAGGUCGGGAGAGAGAGAGAGAGACGAUGACAGAGCGAGAGAGAGGUGUGCAUUCCGUAUAAAACUAUCUCCGCAUCC